GAACAAGUCUAGGUAGUUCCACCAAAAGGGCAUCGCGUGCUCACGUGGAACUCGCGACGCCAUAUCAGCGUCUUCUUCGCUGAGAUAUCUGCCAGGUCCUAGUACUUACCUAGCUGGCUCGACAGCGAGUAUCAAGCCCGAAGUGGGAUCGAAGGCAUCAACGAUGGUGGCACCAACUCCUCCAACGCUCGACCCCAAAGAGCUCAAUAAAUUCUACAUCAAUGGCCAAUAUGUGAGCCCUGUCUCGAAAGAGACGUACAUUCUGCGAAAUCCCAAGGACGACACCAUCGUCGCCGAUGCUGUUCCAGUGGGGGGACCCGAAGAUGUCGAUGCCGCGGUCGCAGCGGCCGAAGCAGCAUUUACAGGACCGUGGAGCACAUUUACAGCAGCUCAGCGCUCAGAAUGCCUGCGACGUCUGGCAGAUAUUCUGGAAGACAAGAUGAUGGAUAUCCUGACUUUGGACUCCCUCACGACCGGAAAUCCGGUAUCAUUGAUCCCUUCACGGGAGAAGAAUUAUAUCAAAUCCAAUUUGCUUUACUACUCUGGCUGGACCGACAAGCAGAAAGGAGAUUAUUAUCCGGCCGAUGAUGGCUUUGUCAAGCUUGUUCGUCAUGAGCCGUUGGGCGUGUGUGUCGGCAUCAAUCCUUACAACUCGCCAGUGGCCUCGUUCGUCAUCAAAGCAGCGCCGUGUUUGGCGACGGGUAAUGUGUUGAUAAUCAAACCGUCAGAAAAGAGCCCCCUUGGAUCGUUAGCACUUGCUCCCUUGUUCGAACAGGCUGGGUUCCCCAGAGGAGUCGUACAGGUCGUUUGUGGCGAUGGCCGGACAGGGGCGCUCUUUGCUAAGCAUAUGCGUGUCAGAAAGAUCAGUUUCACCGGCAGUGUUGCCACUGGUAAGAAGAUCCAGAUCGCCGCAGCUGAAAGCAAUCUGAAGAGGGUCACACUUGAACUUGGGGGCAAAAGCCCAGCGGUGAUCUUCGAGGACGCAAAUAUUGAAAAUGCACUGACCUGGACGAUCAAUGGUAUCCUGGCUCGUUCAGGGCAAGUCUGUGUGGCAGCGUCUCGGGUCUAUGUACAAGAAUCUAUCGCCGACCAGUUUAUCGAGGCCUACACGCAAAGAAUGAAGGAUGCAGCUUUACGACUGGGUGAUCCGCAGGACCCUGAGACGACGCUCGGUCCACUCGCAGAUGCAGCCAGCUUUGCAAGAGUCCAAGCCAUGGUUGAAAAGGGCAAGACUGAAGCACAGCUGGUUGUCGGUGGCGUGCAACAUGGCCCUAGCGGCUGCUUUAUCGAGCCGGCCGUGUUUAUUAACCCGCAACCAAAUGCGGAGAUCUACAAGAACGAGGUCUUUGGCCCGGUUGCAGUCGUCAAGACAUUCCAGACCGAGGAAGAAGUCCUGGAACUAGCCAACGACACCGAGUUUGGGCUCAUGGCUGGCGUUUUUACGAGGGACAUCAAUCGCGCCUUGAGAGUGUCGAGCAAGAUCGAUACCGGUGUCUGUGGCAUCAACUGCAUUUCUUACAUGAAUAUUCAGGCUCCAUUUGGCGGCAAAAAGGCUUCUGGCAUUGGGCGAGAGUUUGGCGAAUAUGCACUUCGAUCGUUCACAGAGCCAAAGACGGUUUUGAUCAAGUAA
This is a messenger RNA of Cladophialophora immunda, 1630 nucleotides long. RefSeq lists its product as uncharacterized. The transcript is spliced from 7 exons. The record is from RefSeq and is a predicted model, not a curated record. Lineage: Eukaryota; Fungi; Ascomycota; Eurotiomycetes; Chaetothyriales; Herpotrichiellaceae. Gene Ontology annotation, molecular function: aldehyde dehydrogenase (NAD+) activity. Bases 164 to 1630 code for a protein of 488 amino acids.